CAGGCUACUGGAUCUGUCCAAGAGCUAGUACUUCAAUUGUCAGUGGAAAAAAAAGAGAGGCUUCUAGAGGCUUCAGGAUCAUGAACUGCAGCAAUGGAUGCCGUACAGAUCGCAAACACUGCUUUUGCAGUUGAUGUAUUCAAAAAGCUGGCUGAAAAGGACAAAACCACUAAUAUUAUUUUUGCUCCACUUUGUACUUCAACCUCUCUGGCUCUUGCUUAUAAAGCUGCCAAAGGUGACACAGCAGCCCAAAUGAAACAGGGUCUUCAUUUAGAAAAUGUCAAAGAUGUUCCUUUUGGAUUCCAAACGAUUACAGCUGAUGCUUCCAAACUUAGUACAUUUUAUUCACUGAAAAUGGUCAAGAGGCUCUAUGCAGAAAAGUCUCUUAACCCAACUACGGAGUUUCUCAGUUCUAUCAAAAGACCCUUCCCAUCAGAAUUUGAACUGGCAGAUUUUAAAGAUAAAUCAGAAGACACCAGGCUGCAAAUCAACAAGUCUGUUUCAGAACUGACUGAUGGUAAAAUGGAGAACAUUUUGAUUGAGGGGAGUGUGAAUGAUCAGACAAAGAUCCUCCUGAUAAAUGCUGCCUAUUUUGUAACAAACUGGAUGAAGAAAUUUCCUGAGGACCAAACUAAGGAGUGUCCUUUUAGAAUAAGCAAGACUGAAACCAAACCAGUGCAGAUGAUGAACCUGGAAGCUACGUUUUGUCUAGGCUACAUAAAUGAUCUAAAGACCAAGAUUCUGGAACUCCCCUGUCAUAACAAGCACAUGAGCAUGCUCAUCUUGCUGCCAAAAGAUAUUGAGGAUGAUACCACUGGAUUAGAACAGCUUGAGAAGGAGCUCAGCCCUGAGAAGCUGCUACAGUGGACCAAUCCAAGUAUGAUGGCAAAUGCCAAAGUGAACGUGUUUCUUCCUAAAUUCAAAGUGGAAGGGGAAUAUGAUUUCAAACCUAUUUUAGAAAGCCUUGGCAUGACUAAAAUGUUUGAUGAAAGUGCAUCAGAUUUCUCUGAAAUGUCAGAGACCAAAGGGGUCACCUUGUCCCAGGUCAUUCACAAAGUCUCCCUGGAAGUCGUUGAAGACGGGACAGAGUCCCGAGAUGUACCAGGAUACCGGAUCCUGCAACACAAAGAUGAAUUUAAAGCUGACCAUCCAUUUCUUUUCUUCUUCAAGCACAACAAAACCCGCAGUAUUGUUUUUGCUGGCAGAUUCUGUUCUCCAUAAACAGAAAUGUUUCAUUAAGAAAAAGCUGGUUUAUAGGUCUCUUACUAUCAUUUUUCUGUAAAACUUGAAAACCUGGGUAUGAACACCAAAAGAUAAUUUAAACUGUUUCAUAUGUCAAGCAGGUUGUACACUGUACUUUUUAUGUGACGUAAUCCUUCAAAAUAGAGUUGAUCAUACUCUCCAUAAGCAGCAUUAAACUGUCCAUAAUUUUAUAUUACAAUAUCCAGAAUAGUGUAGUUGAUUUUUUCUUCAUCCAGGGUAACUAUGAACUUUAUUUUUUGCAUAGUGCAUGGCUCACAACAAUCUCCUCAGACAGUAAAGCACUAGGGAGCUAAAACUACCGUAUAUUCCGGCAUAUAAGAC
This is a messenger RNA of Sceloporus undulatus (fence lizard), 1584 nucleotides long. It is a transcript of the gene SERPINB5, whose product is annotated as serpin family B member 5. The record is from RefSeq and is a predicted model, not a curated record. Lineage: Eukaryota; Metazoa; Chordata; Lepidosauria; Squamata; Phrynosomatidae. Gene Ontology annotation, molecular function: serine-type endopeptidase inhibitor activity. Bases 94 to 1221 code for a protein of 375 amino acids. The transcript has 7 exons. Gene Ontology annotation, biological process: negative regulation of endopeptidase activity.